This is a messenger RNA of Carassius gibelio (silver crucian carp), 4446 nucleotides long. RefSeq names its product complement C1q tumor necrosis factor-related protein 4-like. Lineage: Eukaryota; Metazoa; Chordata; Actinopteri; Cypriniformes; Cyprinidae. The record is from RefSeq and is a predicted model, not a curated record. The transcript is spliced from 2 exons. Gene Ontology annotation, molecular function: protein binding. The coding region runs from base 203 to 1348 and encodes 381 amino acids.
GUGAGAGUGUGCACGCAUGAAUGUGUGGGUGUGUGCUGCACCAGACAUCAGCAGCAGGUUGAGAGCCGACACACAGAGGAAGCAAGAGAGAGAAGAAAAAAAUAAGGGGGGAGAAAAAGAAAAAGAGAAAGAGACAUUUCUUCAUUCAUUCCUCUGAGAGAACUUCAAGACAGCUUCCUGCAGCUCUGACCACCCAGUUAAAAUGCUGCCUGGUACCAGGCUCCCGCUGCUGUGUGUGCUGUGUUGUGUGACCACCGCUUGGGCAUUUGCCCGUAUGUCUGACGCUGUGGAGCUGCGGUCCGCAUUCUCUGUGGCACGUACCAGCAGCAUGGAGGGAGGGCCCAAGAUGGUCGUCACCUUCGACAAGGUGUAUGUCAACAUCGGUGGUGAUUUUGAUCCGAAGGCUGGCUUAUUUCGCUGCAGGAUUCCGGGUGCAUACUAUUUCUCUUUCACAGUGGGGAAGUUCCCGCGUCGAGACCUGUCGGUCAUGCUGAUGAAAAACCGCAAUGAGGUUCAGGCGAUUGUCUAUGACGAGAACGCAGGAGAGGAGAGGAAGGUACAGAGCCAGAGUGCCAUGCUGCAACUUGAUUUUGGAGACACUGUUUGGCUCCGUCUUCAUGGAGAUCCUCGCUACGCUAUCUACAGCAACACGGGUCAUUACACCACCUUCAAUGGUUACCUGAUCUACCCCGAUGUAUACGGCUACCAAGAACCCACACGCAAAGAUCAUGACAGUGACCAUCAACCACCGAAAACCAGCGAUGACUCAUUGUCUGAGCAUGAAAAUACAGUUACCAAAGACACUGCUGUGAGUAUGAAAGAAGAGAGACGGGAUGAACAGAUAAAAGAAGAGGACGAGAGAGAUGGAGAGGAGGAAGACGAUUACCAGCGGUCAGCAUUCUCAGUGGGUCGCACUCAAAGUAUUGUGGGAGUAGAUCAAGGAUACCCUGAGCACCAGCCCAUCAUCUUUGACACAGAGUUCGUCAACAUCGGCAACGAUUUCAACUUGAGCUCUGGUAUAUUCAAAUGCAGAGUAGCCGGAGCCUAUUACUUCUCCUUCAAUGCUGGGAAGCUGCCCCAUAAGACCCUAUCGGUGAAGCUGAUGAAAAACCAUUUGGAGGUACAGACCAUGAUCUACGAUGACAGCGACACUGAGAAGGCCCUGCAGAGCCAGAGUCUGAUGUUGUCACUGCAGGCUGGAGAUACUGUCUGGCUCUACAGCCACCAGAGGGAUGGAUUUGGCGCUUACAGUAAUCACGCCAAGUAUAUCACUUUCACUGGCUUCCUGGUGUAUCCCGAGCUCCACAGAAGCCUUCCUCAGCAGCAGAAACCAGAUAAGACACUGUAGGCCAGCCAAGGAGCCAGUCAGUCUGGGUCUUUAGGAAGGCAAAGGUUUGGAGCAGCGCUUAUGUGGAAAAAAUGUGAGUUCCCUACAAGAAAUCUUCUACACUCUAGAGACUGUGUGUCCCUCAUCACUCCUGUGGUUUGAUUCCAUAUUACAAAAUGUCUCUAGCUCUUGUUCUCAGCAUCCCUAAAGUCAUCAUGAAACAGAAAUUGUGAUCAUAUUUUCUUCCCUAUUGUGACAGGUUCUCAAUUGAAAAAGAAAAAACAACGUACAACUGCACAUGAUUUUGCCCAUCUGGAAUUUAUUGGAUCGUUGUUGUUUGCUAAUUGAGUGAUAUCAUGCAAGUGGCAGGUUGCUGGAUUACUGCCCAGCCAGAGCUUACAGAAGGAUGCUAUUGUGAGGGGACAUUCAUGUUUUUGAUGAAGAAUUACGAUGGCACAUAACAUUUAAAAAAAAAAAAAGUAUGUGCAUGGAAAAUGUAUUUAAAAUAAAUACUGUGAGAUUCCAUAAAAAAAUAAGAAUUGUCCAUUUCAUGGUGACUUUAAGGCCAAUAUAAAAGAUCAAAUAUACAGCUUUAUUGAAAAAUCUGAAAUUCACUUCAGAGGCAGUUCAUUAGAGAGCUCCAGUUCAAAACUGUGUUUAAAUACAAAUGUUAAAUGCAUGCAUAUUUCAAAUAAGAAAUGUUAUUGUCUUUGAAGCUUUUGCAUGCAAGAUUUGCACGAGAGCAACGUCUUCUGCUUUUUCAUCUAUUAUUUCCAGUGUAAACUCUGUUUAUGGAACAAAAAACAGUAAUGACAACAUUUACCUUCCAGUAAAUCAUGUAGUGAAAUUCACAGUCAGUCAAUGAUCGGGCAGGUUUUAGAACAGCACUACACAUUCAAACACAGGACCGCAUCAAUAAAUUUACUGUCAAAAGGUCCACCCAACUGGCCCAACGAAAGUAUCCAACGGUGGUUGAAGGUUUACAGUGUGUUCAGUCUAUUUAAUGUGCAAAGUAAUUACAUUUAAAGUAAAUUCUAAUCUGACUCCAUUGUAUUAUGACCUUGAAUUUAGGUUAGAAUGCCAAUUAUUAUUGAUUGUCCAUAGCAUCAUUUAGACAUCUGAUUAUUCUAUUUAACUCUUUAAUCUUAUUGUACAUUAAUUCAGAUUGCUAUAACACUUCUGAGUCUCACAACUCACAAAUUCAUCAGUCUUGGUCAUUAGACAGAGUCGACUGACUAAUGUUCUAGAAUAUUAGAAUAUUCCUGUACCUACUUUGAUCACACAUUAUAUCACUUAGUCCCCAUACAGCUGAACACACGUAAAAGUAUGAAUGAAUGGAUCUUUAUUGUCAUUGUAUGCACCAGUGGUACAAAGUAACAAAAUAGUGUUAGAGGCUCUUUAAGACACCAGAUAACAAUAAAUAAAUAGAACUGUACGGUCUGCUACACUACGUGCAAGUAAAAAAAACUAAACACAGUAUGUAAGAAGUUUGUCCUUUUGCUUUGUCUGAAUAAUCAAAAGUUGAGGCUCACCCCUAUUUAGACUGGUCAACAACAACACUGUUGCUCUAAACAGAAAACCCAUUAUCAGCUUCUACAGUCUAAGAAAACAUGACUAAUGCCAGUGUGUUAGUCUGAGCUCUAACACAUCAGUUGGUGUGCCCCUCUUCUCAACGUAAGCUGCAUUUUAUUAUUUUACUAACCUGUGUGCAGAUUUGCCGUGUUAUGGACAUUUAUCAUUUAAAGCAAAUCAGAUUAAAAUUGAAUGUAACAAUUUAUUAUCAAUCAGGUAAAUAUGUUUUAUGCCAGUCACAUUGUCAAUUCGGAGAUAUCAAAACAAAUCAUUACAAGACAUCAAAUCCUCAAAGGUGAAUCUAAAGUAAAGGAUGCAUACGUGACUUAAGAAAAAUACAUAGUAUGGAGUGUGUGGAUACCAUCUACACCAGUGUUAUUAAAUCUUGCCCUGGAGGGCCAAUGCAGUGCAGAGUUUGGCUCCAACCCUGAUCAAAGUCACCUGCCUGUGAUUUUCUAAUGAUCCCAAAAACAUUGAUUAGCAUGCUCAGGUGUGUUUGACUAGGGUUGGAGACAAACUCUGCACCGCACUGGCCCUCCAGGACAAGAUUUGAAUAGCCCUGCUCUACACUAUGGGUCAAUCUGGCUACAUAGGCACCCUGAUCCUCCUGUCCUUAAGCACUCAGACCAAAACAAACAUCCUCCAGAUGGAAACAGGGAGGAUUGGAAUUUGCAUGGAGAAUGUACACAUCUUCGGGACAGAUGUAAAUUAGCUUGAAAGACACUGGGAAACAGCACACCCUCUAUAGUAUUCGAGUCUACUUGUAAAAUUGAGACCAUUGUACCAGUUGCAUGGAGGCAAUUCAAAUGACACCAAACAUGACUGUGAAUAUCACUUGCAUUCAUGUAGAACAUUAUAUUAUGCUCUUGACCAUUCUGAGUGAGGGAAGGACAGGAAGGAAGUGGAUGAAAAGGAUAAGUGAGAAAGGGGCUCUUCUCGCAUCUUCUCUCAGCGAGAUGUCAAAACGGAUGCCUGUAUGCCGUAUCCCAGAAGAUCGAAGUGUCUGAGGUUCUUCAAGUCUUACACUAUGCUUGGACAGAAGCUUGACAGAUUCUAAAGAAACAAUAACUUUAUUCACUGCCAAAUAUAUCUACUGUACAUCAACUGAUUCUUAUCAUUUUUGGGAAAUUGUUCAACAAAUAUUGAUGUUUAUAUUUUGGAAUGAAUAUCUAUCAAAGGUAUCGAUCAGAUUGUAUAAUUCAUAUUGGUUUGUGUUCACAGCCACAAAGAUUUAUUUAGGUGAUAAAGCAUUUGUAAUAUGAAUUGCAUGGUUCCCAACUGUAAAUAUCUUCUUUUUUUUUUUUAUCCAUUUCUAUAUAAGUGAAUGUUUUUAUUUCUAAUUCUGUGCCUGGUUUCAUGUACGUUUCUGUAUGGGUUUAAUACGAUUAAAAAAACUUUGUGAAAGAGUGCUGGAUAAGCUUUUUAAUGUCUGUGCAGUAUGCGCUACUUUGUUAAGUGCCGUAAAAGUGGUUUCAGUGUAUGCUGGAUUCUUAUUGUGGAAGAAGCCAGUCCUCAGAAGCAAACCAAAUAAAAACUCUGAAUGUAAA